AUGAGUAUGUAAUGAAAAGAAUUUAGAUGGUUAUCUACUAUUUUUGUGUCACAGUAUCAGAAUUUUGAAAAUUGCAAAGCCAGCCUAAUUUUUUAAUAGAUAGUUCUUUUUUUACUAAUUUUUGUAGACUAUUUUUGAAGAGGUCCUAAAAAAUACUUCAUCAAUAAAGUCUGAAUGCCAUGAGAGCUGAAAAUCCAGGUAUAUAAUGAAGUAUCUUUCUGUGGGUUUCUACACCUAUUGUACAAAUUUAUGCUUUAAGUACUUGAAACAACUUAAAAUGUCUCACUAGCACAUGCAUUGUUAAUAUAUUGAAUUAUGUGUAUGUGUAGAAAGGAGACUCCCCAACUAUAUUCAUUAUCUUCCUUCAUUGUCUGUUAUUCAUAUCAAGUAUCUACUGUAUUUUAGUUUUCAUUGUUAUCUUUUUCCAUGUCCCAGAAGAAUCAUGGAUAUCAUUCUAAAUGCUCAGUAAUACUUCAAUUAUGCCAGAGUUUUUAUAUUUAAACAUGAAAGCACAUUUCAAGUGUGGGGAAGAUACAAAGGUUUUAGACUGACUUACUCUAUUUUACUGUAAGCUAUAACUUGAUAAAAUUUAUUGAGGCUUAUGUAAUAUUCACACAGUGCUAAGGCAUGGCAAAAAAGAGCUGAUUAUUGAAGAUUGAAAUCUUGGGGUUGUUUAGCAGUACUUAAUUGAAUAGGUACUAAUUUGUACUGUUCUAAGAUGGUGCAGCUUUUCUUGUGAUACCUUUUUAAUUAUUGGUGCAUGUGCAAAUCAUGCUGAUCAAUUGGCCUACAGUUUGAAAAGGACAUUUAGGAAAGGGAAGCUUUGCAAUUUGUGUAUCAAACAUUUGUAAAUCGCUUCAUCUGUGCAGCUGUAUUUUAAGGUAAGUACAGUGACACGGUAGGUGAAAACCCACUGGAAUUACUGUCAGUGUAACGCUUCUCUGUUUCAUGGUGUAAUCAUUUUAUGAGGAUAUGACAGUCACGGAUCAUGGACAGACACAUCUCAGAAGCUGAUUUUGCACUAUAUAGGUAAAAAAAUAUGUGAGACACAUGUUACAGAUACUGAAUUUCUCAUGCCCUCAAAACCAAGGAAAAUUAGUUAUUUGGUAAAAAUGUGCAAGAAAUGUAAGAACUUUCUGCUUAGCUAGGCAGGGGAACUGAAAAUUCUUACUGUCUGUACUUUCUGCUGCUGAUGAUAAUGUAACUAGAAUGAAGGUUUCUCACUGUCCACUUUUAAAAUAAUUUCUAGUUCAUCAUAUUUCAUGAAAUAAUGAUAAGGUCAGGUUGGGUUUUUUUAAAAUUUAACUAACGCAUAGAGCCAUAAUACUAUAAAUAAAAAUCCUAAGUUUCUCCUGCAUACUUGAAACUAGUGGGAUGUUUGGUAAGUAAAUUUAAGACUUAACUUUUCUAAGCAUGACAUUUAAAUGAAAAUUAAUUUGUAGUAUAUACAUAAAUUGAUUCAUUCUCAAGGCAUCAAUAUAGCAGACCACUUAGCAUCAGCUGUAUAGGAAAAAGUGGUUCUAGUUUUACUGCUUCGUCUAAGCUGCUGUUUCCUGGUUUAUUGGUUUACAUCCCAAAUUACCAAAAGUUUUCAUCAGAAUUCUUUGGGUGAUUUAGUUUUCUUAUUUUAAUUUUGUAUAGAUAAGAAAAAAUUUACCAGCCCAAGACCAAACCCUAAAAAACCGGUGUGCUGGUUUUUGGUGGGAUAAAGUUAGUUGUCUUCAGAAUAGCUGGUCUGGGACUGUGUUUUAGAUUUGCCCUGGAAACAGUAUUGAUAACACAGGGGUGUUUUUGUUACCGCUGAGCCGUGCUUACACAGCAUCAAGGCCUUUCUGCUCCUAACAGAGAAUUGGGAGGGGACAAAGCUGGGGCAGCUGACCCCAGCUGACCAAAGGGAGAUCCCAGACUUUAAGGCAUCACAGCUGUAAUUUUAGAGUGCAUGACAAGAUGAUUGGUACUGUAUUUGCAGUGCAUAACAUUGGCAUUGGUUCCCAUCAUGUUCUCUUCAAAGGACUAAAUGUGGCCAGAACUUGAAACUGGUUCUCUGAGCCUUCAUGGAGGAAAGGCUGGUGAAACUGCAGGGUUCUUUCUCUGUAUUGAUCAAGGCAGGUGAUUCCACCCACAAGGAGAGUGGUAGAGCCAGCAAAAGACUAUAGUGGAAAUACAAGGGCAUCAUCUGGAGCAAAGUCUCUCUUUCUGGAGAGAUGGAAGGCAUGUUGCUGACUAUGGAGUGUAUUGUGAACAGAAUUCAACAUGGUGUGGACAUUGCCAUGGAGUCAAUUUUAAGCAAGAACCCUCAAUACCUGUUAAUAAAAGCAAAGCAGAAGAAAAAGAGAAAAAGAAACAAAACAAUGAAAAGUAAUCGUACAGAAAUGACGAAGAAAAUGUUAUGUGGAGUAGCUCAUCAUCCAAUUCCAGGUGACCAUGAUGGAUCAGAAAGUGAAGAGGAUGACAUGGAAGAAGAAAACAAAAAAUCAUUGUGUACAUUCAGCAAAGGCCUGGAGGAUCCAGUAACAGUUUGUGAAGAGCAGCCUAAGAGUAGUGAUGAAAGCCUGAAAGAAGCUGCAGGGGUUUCAAGAGAGAGUUUUCUGGUCACUGUGCCUGAGGUCUCAGUGAUGUCAAAUAGUGCAUGGAAAAAUGAAUUGCCUGUAGAAGGUGACAGUUUGCUUUCAAGAGAUGUAAAACCUUUUAGUGCUGAAAACCUAACCAAAAAUGCCUUAGAUGAUAAGGAAGCGAAGCAAAGGCACAAAGACAAUCUUUGCAGUUUCCUAACAAUAAGCAAUGAUAAAAAUUCCAUCCAAGAAACAGAAGGCAUUUCUGAAGACUGUGAUAUGUCAUUGUUAAGCACAGAAAACAAACUGAGAUUGUGUCAAAUUAUAUGUGAACCUGACUUGGAAGCCAAGCUGGUACAUUUAAAGAGUGAAGAAAAAGAAAUCUCUCACUGUUGCAGUUCAAGUGUACUUGAUAAUGUGCCUGAUAACACAGAGGGCAAAUGUCCAUUAACAGCAGAAGAAACUAGCUCCAAUGCCUGGGCUUUUUUUUCAAUUAAUUUAUCUGCUGAGGAGUUGCAGAUAGGCUUCAAUACUCCAGUUUCUCUCUCUCCUUGCUCCGAGAAUAAAUGUGUAAGUGAACAAAGAUCUCAAAAAUUGAGGAAACCUGAACAGACUCAUACGAACAGUUCAGCAGAGCUAAACUGCUAUCAGUCAAAUGAGGGAUUGGUAAAGGAAAACCAUAAUGAAACAGAAACUGAGGAAGUUGGCAAUGCAAUAAGCAAUGGUCUGUCUGGAUCUCCAACUGGUAAAGUGCACUUUGAUUCCCUAGUGGAAGCCAGGGCUGCCUUCAUGCCGGGUUCAAGUGAAGUAAAUGUGCCAAUAAAUGAUGCUACACCAAUGACACUGAAGAGGAAGAGAUACAGGAGAAUUGUCAACUUAGCACCAAAGUUUAACCUACCAAGACAGAUCUUUGCUCAUACACAGGAAGGGAAGGACAUCCUGGUAAGAGAAGAUAUUCCCCAAAAUAGUGUUUUAGAAGUGAGGCAAAAAUACUUUCUAAGCAAGAACUGUGGAGAAGGACAUGAACAGGACCAUGCAUUGCAGGAAUAUUCCUCACUCACUCCAGAUGCAGAUGCUCUGUUACGUAAUACUACUUACAUUCAUUCAGGACAAUGUUCUCCUACAUCAAAAUAUGCCUGCAGGGUUUGUGUUGAUUCCAAAACAAAGGAGGAGCAAGCUACAACUCUUCAGCCACAACAGGUAGUUAAUAAAAAAGAGGACAAGGGUGAACAUGUUUCUUCAGAGGUUACAAAUGGCCAACCAGAUAAUUUGUCUUCUGUUGAAGUUGUUUCUGAAUAUCUAGAAGACUCUACUACAAUGGCAAGCUGCAGUGAAAAUGCAAAUGAAGCAGACGACUCUGAGCCAGCAAAGGCAUCACAGCUUGAAGAUUAUCAAGAUGCAGAUGUGAAAUGCAGUUUUCUGGGACUUCCCUUAUCAUUGGGAUUUGCUUUUCAACUUGUGCAGCUCUUUGGUUCUCCAGGUCUUCCAUUGGAAUCCUUGUUGCCAGAUGAUUAUAUAGUUCCCCUUGACUGGAAAGUUUCAAAGAUGAUCUAUUUACUGUGGAAGACCUCUGUGGAGGAAAAACAGAAACCAAAUGGAUUGCAGAAUGAAGAUGGCUUGACUGAUGAUAUUAUUGAUCUGGAAGAUCUAAAUAAAAAUCUCCAAGAGAAUCAAGACUCUUCUGAAACACUAUCAGACAUGGAGCUAUGUCAAGAUGUGAUAGAGGAAAACAUCAUAACCUGCACUGGCUGUCUGGAUACUGCAUUUCAUCAGUCAUGAGUGACUGUCUUAAAUUUUGCAUGAACAAACAGAAACUUCUCGCUUUAAUUCCACCAUGGAAGGACUUCAGUUGGCCACCAAGGAUUUUAAAUGUGAGGGAUAAGCUGGAAGAAAGAAAUCACAGUAGAAUUUUUGGUAUACAUCUUUGGUCACCUCCCCCCAACACUGCCCGCAGUAUCAACCUCUCUGACCGCGUAAUAAUCAUCAAAAUUGAGAUAACUUUGUGUAUGACAAAAGAUCAUUUUCUGAAGCCAUUUGGGAUUUACACUUUGUCAGUACAUCCUCAAGUGUGCUGAAGAGAUUCAGAGUGGAGACCAGAGGCAUCUGUCUCUAUGGGAUGUGAGCUUCAGGUUGUGGUAUUUCAUUCACUUGUAUCAGGAUCUGGAUAUUGCCACAGGAACAGGCAGUGAUGCUCACCUGUAGGGAAUGGUGCUUGUUACAUGUCAUAGCUGCCUCCUCCUGCCUUCACCCUCAGUCAUAAUUGCACCCAGUCCCUUUAUAACUUCAUAUGGUAAACAUCUUCAUCUGUCAUUCCUAUUCACUCAAACAGGGGUGCACAACUUCCUUUCUUUUCUUCUGAAACCAGGCUUUAGGCUUCCCCUCAGCUAAACUCAUUUGGGAAUUUGGGACUACAGAAACAAGAACAUUUCACUAUGGAACUGAUUCAAACACGCUGAAGAAAGGGUGUGUAUGGUUUGUGGUAGACUGAGAAGAUGUAUGACUAGCACUGGUAACUACUGAUUUGAUGUUUCUGUUAGUGGUGUUGGAAAUAUUUAUGUAUGUAGAGAAAAACCAAUCAUAAUUAAUUAUAAAGAGCAACCUCUAUCAAUUAUGAGGCAUGCAUAAAGCUGGACACUUCCUUGCAGGGAGAGGGAGUGACAGCUGUCACCUCAUUUAACAAUAAAAGUGUGAGAAAUAUUGAGGAGAAGCAAGAAACUUGGUUGUGUCUACUUGUCAGAAAUAAUAUUUCCCACUUGUGCAGCUUGCAGAUCCAGAAUAUUUCUCCAUUUAUUCUUUGAUCUCCUCUUCCUCACCUUUCCCUGCAUUUGUUUAUGCAUCAGCUGAAGAGCCAGGACUUCACUGAACUCGUGCUGAAGCUCCACCAUGGUCAAAUUUGCUGAUGUGUCUCCACUUUCUACUUAAAUGCUGCAUCUUCAUGGAAGCAGUUAACAAUGUAUGUAUUUCUAAAUUAAUGUUGUACCACUGGCAAAAUUUUCUGGCUGCACUGUUUGAAGACACACACGUGGAUGUGUGUGUGUCUUCCUUGGCUGGAAAUGUCCUGCUCUCCUACCAGCAGAACAUUAUACAAAAGGGGAGGAGGAAGGGAGUUCAUACCCCCCAUAACCAAGCUUCAGACUUCUGUGUUGUACUAGUGGCAGCAGACAAGUUAGUUUGAUUUCAGGAAAAUGUCACUCAAGGAUUGAUACUGUCUUCUUACUUCUAUUUAUUGAGCGAGAAGUCUGAAUGCCUCUAUUUUCUGUUACUGAACCCUGGCCUUCUAGAAUGCUUGAAAUAAAAAUAGUUUUCAAAAUCUCA
Messenger RNA from Passer domesticus (house sparrow), 5867 nucleotides. RefSeq lists its product as uncharacterized. Gene Ontology annotation, molecular function: transcription corepressor activity. Lineage: Eukaryota; Metazoa; Chordata; Aves; Passeriformes; Passeridae. Gene Ontology annotation, biological process: negative regulation of transcription by RNA polymerase II. Gene Ontology annotation, cellular component: nucleus. The transcript is spliced from 9 exons. The coding region runs from base 2205 to 4331 and encodes 708 amino acids. The record is from RefSeq and is a predicted model, not a curated record.